Dovyalis caffra is the source of this 561-nucleotide messenger RNA. Lineage: Eukaryota; Viridiplantae; Streptophyta; Magnoliopsida; Malpighiales; Salicaceae. The record is from the annotation of a GenBank genome assembly.
AUGGAGGUUAAGAAGCAAAGGCAAAGGGAGUUGGUUGGGCGUGACCAAGUUGGCAAGUUGAGAUAUGAUGGUAAGGAUCAUCCAAGGCAGAGAGCCUGGUUCCCGAUGGCAGCAUAUCAAGUUGGUAAAAGCAUCGAAGAAGAUAAUACCAAGUCCAUCACUAAGCUUAUGCUGGCAAAUCGAAUGCCAACCAACCAAAUGAGUCCUUCGCUUAUUCUCCACAGAUCCCCACAGAAACAUACGGUUGUGGCUGUGGCUGUGGCUGUGCCUCUCCAGAUCCUCACAUGUAGAAACAGGGAGACUAGCAGACUGGAUACGGUUUCUCUUCUUUCACGAUACAAAAGAUGCGUUCUCUCUCCUCAGGCCCUUUUGAUCCAGCUUUCUUUAACUGUGGCUCCGAUCACAGAGAGAGCGCCAUUGGAACUAGUCAAUGUAUUUGAAAAUCCUGAGCUGUCUUCUUCGACAAAUUCACCUUUGCAAUUCGCAAAGAAGAUAAAUUCAAGCGAUAGCUGGGAAACAGGACCGGAUAUUUUUCUAAGUGACACUGUGAUACCAUCUUAA